Molecule: messenger RNA, 768 nt
Organism: Gossypium raimondii (Peruvian cotton)
Lineage: Eukaryota; Viridiplantae; Streptophyta; Magnoliopsida; Malvales; Malvaceae
Exons: 3
Coding region: 137-661 (174 amino acids)
Molecular function (GO): metal ion binding
Source: RefSeq, a predicted model, not a curated record
GUAGGACUAAUGCAUUUAUUUCGAAACCUUAACCCACUACUAGGCAGCUUACCUGCCUGCCUUAACUUUAUAAGGCUCUGCAACUUUUCACCGCUUUGCAACUUUUCUUUUCAGUUUCAACAUAUAACAGCUUGAGAUGGGGGAGAAGGUGACGAUGGUGCUGAAGGUCGACCUUCAGUGUAGACGCUGCUACAAGAAGGUGAAGCAAGUACUUUGCAAAUUCCCUCAAAUACAAGACCAGAUAUACGACGAGAAGGCCAACACGGUGACAAUCAAGGUAGUUUGCUGCGAUCCAGAGAAGCUGAGGGGAAAGAUACGUUGCAAGGGUGGCUAUUCCAUCAAGUGCAUUGAGAUCAAACAGCCAAAGUCUGAGACGGAUCAAUCUGAGAAACCCAAGACGAAGCUUCCAGAUCCCCCAGGACAAACAAAGCCACCGGAGAAACCGGCUUCUCCUACGGUUUUGGCCUUAUUCCCGGGUGGAUUUUGUUGCAAGGAUUGUUAUCAUGGUCAUCAUGGGGGCCCUUGCUACUUUGGCGGACCACCUCCGCCCCCAUACUAUUGGCCUUAUGGUAGGCCUGUUUAUGUUAACUGGGGCGGCGGCGGCGGCGGAAGCACCUACUGUUAUUGUUUUGAAGAAAACCCACAAUGCUCAGUCAUGUAAGUUGUAGCAUGGCACAUGUGGGACGCUCAUAAUAAAGUUAUUCUACGUUUCUCCCUUGAAUUAUUGUCAUUCAGUUAAAAUACAACGUCGAAUGUUUUCAUGUUUUA